Messenger RNA from Manihot esculenta (cassava), 2068 nucleotides. Its product is annotated as phosphoinositide phosphatase SAC8. The transcript is spliced from 20 exons. Gene Ontology annotation, molecular function: phosphatidylinositol-4-phosphate phosphatase activity. NCBI's taxonomy places the organism in Eukaryota, Viridiplantae, Streptophyta, Magnoliopsida, Malpighiales, Euphorbiaceae. The record is from RefSeq and is a predicted model, not a curated record. Gene Ontology annotation, biological process: phosphatidylinositol dephosphorylation. The coding region runs from base 184 to 1971 and encodes 595 amino acids. Gene Ontology annotation, cellular component: endoplasmic reticulum.
GGUUAAGAAUGUCAUUUAGCUCCGGAAAUUAUCAAACUGGCUGUCCAUUGAACGCAAAAGCUGUUAUGACUUGACCGAUCUUCAUUUCCUGUGAUGAUCAUACGGUUGUUCACGUCAUUUUCUCAUUCCUUCAGUACGCCAACCAAGCAUUGAUCGGAAUCCCAUCCCUUCUUUUCUCCGAUUAUGGAAAGCAGCUUUUCUUCGCCGUCACCUUCUUCUUCGGGUAGGUUUAAGCUUCUUGACCGUUUGGAAUUGCAACAAUUUCAGGACAAGUACGUGAUCAAAUCUGUCGACUAUCCCAAUCGAGGCUUCUCGAUUGGUCGUCGUGAUGGCAAUAUUGAGCCCUUCACUGAUGAGACUAUUUCUGGAACUCCCUCCAAGACCUCGACGAUCUACGGGGUGGCUGGAACAAUUAGGCUGAUUGCAGGUACUUACAUACUUGUAAUAACUUCUCGGAAGGAAGCUGGAGACUUUCUUGGUUUUCCAGUUUUUAGGAUAACGUCUAUGGAGUUCCUGCCCUGCAAUGAGGCAUUGAGAUUUUCAACCUCUCAAGAAAAAAGAGAUGAGGCUUACUUCUUGAAUUUGUUGAAAACUGUGGUAUCAACUCCUGGCUUGUAUUAUUCAUAUGAAACGGAUAUAACAUUGAAUUUACAGAGAAGAUAUAAAUUAUCACCAGGAUGGAUGGCUAAACCAAUUUGGAAGCAGGCCGAUCCUAGAUUUGUUUGGAACAAAAAUCUUUUGGAAGAAUUAAUUGAGUGUAAGCUUGAUGAGUUCAUCAUUCCUCUGAUGCAAGGAAGUUUUGGAGCUGCUCAGCUAAGUCUGAAAGACACAACUGCAACUAUUACAUUAGUUUCAAGAAGGUGUACUCGACGGCUAGGAACAAGAAUGUGGAGAAGAGGAGCUAACCUUGAAGGAGACACUGCUAAUUUUAUUGAGACUGAGCAAUUGUUUGAGCUUGAAGGUUUCAAGUGCUCAUUAUUGCAGAUUCGAGGUUCAAUUCCUCUUCUUUGGGAACAGAUUGUUGAUUUGAGCUAUAAACCAAGUCUUAGAAUUAUUAAUCAUGAGCAAACAUCAAAGGUUGUGGAGCGCCAUUUCCAUGAUCUUCACCAACGAUAUGGUGACACUGUGGCAGUAGAUUUAACUGAUAAACAUGGUGAUGAAGGGAAAUUAAGUUCAGCGUAUGCUGCAGAAAUGCAAAAGCUUCCAAAUGUGAGAUAUGUGUCAUUUGACUUUCAUCACAUUUGUGGCAACUCAAACUUUGGUAAUCUACAGAUUCUAUAUGAUCAAAUCUCAGAAGAAUUCCAAAACCAAGGAUACUUCAUUAUAGACGCAGAAGGAGAAGUAUUAGGGGAGCAGAAGGGAAUAAUUAGAUCUAACUGCAUUGAUUGCUUGGAUCGAACAAAUGUUACCCAGAGUUAUCUUGCUCAGAAGUCUUUGACUGCACAAAUGCAAAGAAUAGGAGUACUUGCUUCUAAUGAGUGCAUUUCUAUGUUCAGUGAGGAUUAUGGAAAGUUCAGAACACUGUGGGCUGAGCAGGGUGAUGAGAUAAGCCUUGAAUACGCUGGAACCUAUGCCCUGAAAGGAGACCUGGUUCGAUAUGGAAGACAGACUUUAGGCGGAAUAAUCAAAGAUGGCAUGAGUGCUCUUUCAAGAUAUUAUUUGAAUAAUUUUCAAGAUGGAGUUCGACAGGAUGCAUUGGAUCUCAUCAGUGGCCGCUAUAGUAUGAACAGAAAUGGUCCAUCGCCGUUCCAGCUCAAUGGAUUUGAAUCAGUCUCGUAUCUCCCAGUGGCAUCAGCCCUGGUUGUCGGAGGUUUGACACUGACUUCCUUCACACUUCAUCAAGCUGGGCGAAAUGCACCACAUUAUGUGUCUACUGUGCUGUGGGCUGGAGUGACUGCCGGAGUAAUGGCUUUCGUUAAAGCUAAUGGAAGGCAGUUCUGUUCUAGGCCUCGCUUGUGUGGCCUUCUAUGAGUUAGUUUUCAAGUAUUUGAGAUUGCAUCCAUGGAACUUGUACACAAAUAUUUAUUAUCUUGUAAUUUAUUUAUAAUAAAUAAUUUUUCAUUGUUUU